AUGAUAUUCCUCCCAACCACUCUCCUCGCCCUCGCCUCAUGUGCCCUCCUCCCCACAGCCCUAGCAUCGUCUCCUUGGGGACACCCUACCUCUAACCGCAACUCAACAAUCCACAACCCCAUCCUCCCCGGCUUCCACCCCGACCCCUCCUGCAUCUUCAUCCCCGACGGCGUCCACGCCCAAACCUUCCUCUGCGCCUCCUCCUCCUUCAACGCCUUCCCCGGAAUCCCCCUCCACGCCAGCGUCGACCUGCAGAACUGGAAACUCAUCGGGCACGUGUUGAACCGACCCUCACAGCUUCCCAGACUCGCCGAAACAAAUCGAAGCACCAGUGGCAUCUGGGCGCCGACACUUCGGUACCACGACAAGACGUUUUGGCUGGUGACGACGCUGGUGGACGAUGAUAGGCCGAAGGAGGAUAGUUCGCGAUGGGAUAAUGUGAUUUUCAAGGCCAAGGACCCGUGGGAUCCGAUGAGUUGGAGCAAGGCAGUGCAUUUUGAAUUUGAGGGGUAUGAUACGGAGCCGUUCUGGGAUGCGGAUGGGAAGACGUAUAUUAAUGGGGCUCAUGCUUGGCAGGUUGGGCCGGCGAUUCAACAAGCUGAGGUGAACCUAGAGACGGGAGAAGUGGGUGAGUGGAAGACGAUCUGGAACGGAACGGGCGGGAUGGCGCCCGAGGGACCGCAUAUUUAUCGGAGAGAUGGGUGGUAUUACUUGCUUGCUGCUGAGGGAGGUACGGGUGUUGACCACAUGGUCACCAUGGCCCGAUCGAGGAGUGUCCAUGGCCCGUUCGAAGCCAACCCUGCGAAUCCGGUGUUGACUAACGCCAACACUACCAGUCUGUUCCAAACAGUAGGCCAUGCAGACCUCUUCGCCGACGCCUCCGGCAACUACUGGGGCGUAGCCCUCUCCACCCGCUCUGGUCCUUCCUACCUGAACUACCCCAUGGGCCGGGAAACCGUCUUAACCCCGGUCUCCUGGCCCUCCGGCUCUGACUUUCCCAUCUGGUCUCCCAUCAGCGGGACCACAUCCAGCUGGCCUCUUCCCAACCCCAGUCCAAAGAACAAGAAAAUCCCUGACGGCCCCAUGUCAGGCCCCUACAUCACUGAAGAUGACCACACCACCACUUUCUCCAAUAAGCCAGGGCUUCCAGCGCACUUCACCCACUGGCGAUUUCCCAACCCGUUGCACUACGCUGUCUCGCCGCCUGAGAAGAAAGGAACACUGAAACUGAACCCAUCAAAGCUGAACUUGACAGGACUAGAAAACGGGAAUUACGCUGGAGCACAAGGUCAGAGCUUUGUAGGACGACGACAGCAGGAUACGCUAUUCCGGUACGCCAUCGACAUCGAUUUUGUCCCCGAAAAGGAAGGAGACGAAGCGGGCGUGAGCGUGUUUUUGACGCAGAACCAUCACUUGGAUCUUGGGGUGGUGCUGCUUCCUGCUGGGUCAGCUACUACCUCUACCGAGUCAACGUUUCCGGGACAUAACUCUUCCUCAACUGAGGAAAAAGGGGGGUUGGUGCCACAUGUUAGGUUCCGCGGGAUAUCGUAUAUCCCCGUUCCUGAACCGGUGGUUGUUGCUCUGCCUGAGUACUGGGUGGGCGGUAGCUUGACGCUGGAGAUCAAGGCGAUCAACUUUACGCAUUAUGCGUUUUCGGUUGGACCGGCGGGACGCAGGUCGGAGAUGCAGACGGUUGUGACGGCUUCGAAUGCUGCCGUUAGUUGGGGGUUUACGGGGACGAUAUUGGGCGUUUAUUGUACGAGUAAUGGGCGGAGGGAGAAUGGGGUGGGGGCACCGGUUUAUGUGAGGAAGUGGGUGUAUGAGGGUGAGGGGCAGUUCAGGGAUUAG
Molecule: messenger RNA, 1848 nt
Organism: Sordaria macrospora k-hell
Lineage: Eukaryota; Fungi; Ascomycota; Sordariomycetes; Sordariales; Sordariaceae
Biological process (GO): carbohydrate metabolic process
Molecular function (GO): hydrolase activity, hydrolyzing O-glycosyl compounds
Source: RefSeq, a predicted model, not a curated record